AUGCGUGCCGUAACCUUGAUCGGGACACUGUCUGUCCUUACCGUUCUUUUCUACUGGCUUGACUCGAAUCUCAGUAGCUUUUACAUCUUCAAGCCAUCGAGACUUCAGGAAUUGGCAAAGGCAUCGAUUGCCAAACAUCCCAACAAUGUCACGGCGUUGAUGGUGGAUUUAAACGCGGCGUUGCAGGAGGAAUAUGGCAGUCAGCAUAUUGCGCCCUUUACCACCAACCCAGACAGAUGGAUUUGGAGUAACCACGGAAGCGCCAUGGGAGCGUUCACUAUUCUCCACGCCUCUAUUACAGAAUACUUGAUAUUCUACGGCACUCCUAUCUAUUCCAACGGACAUUCUGGCCUUCACCUGGCCGAUGACUACUUUGUCAUUCUCAAUGGCACAGAAAAGGCCUAUAGACCAGGACAGCUGGAGGCCACCAUAUACUGGCCUGGAGAUGUCAACCACUUGCCCAGAGGACAGUCAAUUCAUUAUGCCAUGGAUGGGUGGGCUUUAGAGUUGGCGCAAGGUUGGAUUCCAAGCAUGCUUCCGUUCGGGCUGGUGGAGUCAUUUACUAGCAACCUUGACUUUGUCAAUCUUUGGAAGACUUGCUACUUGACUGCGGAGCUGAUGGGGAGACAGCUGGGAGUUGGAAAAUUUUGA
This is a messenger RNA of Trichophyton benhamiae CBS 112371, 651 nucleotides long. Its product is annotated as C-8 sterol isomerase (Erg-1), putative. Gene Ontology annotation, cellular component: endoplasmic reticulum. The transcript has 3 exons. Gene Ontology annotation, biological process: ergosterol biosynthetic process. NCBI's taxonomy places the organism in Eukaryota, Fungi, Ascomycota, Eurotiomycetes, Onygenales, Arthrodermataceae. Bases 1 to 651 code for a protein of 216 amino acids. The record is from RefSeq and is a predicted model, not a curated record.